Papaver somniferum (opium poppy) is the source of this 2054-nucleotide messenger RNA. RefSeq names its product F-box protein At1g47056-like. Gene Ontology annotation, cellular component: SCF ubiquitin ligase complex. The record is from RefSeq and is a predicted model, not a curated record. Bases 171 to 1880 code for a protein of 569 amino acids. NCBI's taxonomy places the organism in Eukaryota, Viridiplantae, Streptophyta, Magnoliopsida, Ranunculales, Papaveraceae. Gene Ontology annotation, biological process: SCF-dependent proteasomal ubiquitin-dependent protein catabolic process. Gene Ontology annotation, molecular function: protein binding. The transcript has a single exon.
AUAAAUUUGUCUGGAGGUUCAUCCUUUUCUACAAAGCAAAAACCCAAAAAAUCUUUCCUUCUAUAUUAAGCUUUUUCAUUUCCCGUUCCUUCGGUUGGUAGGUAUUAGUCCAUCUCACCGAAAGAUAAGGUUAGAGGAGAAGGAGAAAACAGAUUUUUGUUUCUCUUCAAAUGGGCUCGUCUCUCUCAUCUCCUUCAUCUUCGACCUCAUCUUCUUAUCAUUCAGGAGGAGGAGGGAUUCAAAUUCAAUCAUCGAACUCAAAUCCGAGGUCAAAAAUGAAAUCAGUAUCAGUGAUUUCACCGUUAGAAACAACCGAUGAAGAUGAUAUGGAAGUCGAUCUUGAAGAUGAUUUUGUUAAUCAGAAAAGAAUUAUUGUUAUCGAAUCCAACAACUGCACCGGCAACAAGAUAGAUUACUUAUCUGAGCUGCCUGAUGAAUGCAUAGCUUAUAUUUUUCAGUCACUUGGAUCUGGAGAUAGAAAAAAAUGUUCAUUAGUAUGUAAAAGAUGGUUUCAGAUUGAAGGACAAAGUCGUCAUCGAUUAUCACUAGAUGCAAAAUCAGAUCUACUCGCUGUAAUCCCAUCGUUAUUUUCUAGAUUUGAUUCUGUUACUAAACUUGCUUUAAAAUGCGAUCGGAAAACUACUAGUAUUGGUGAUGAUGCUUUGAUUUUGAUUUCAUUUCGUUGCCGUAAUCUUACACGUCUUAAGCUAAGAGCAUGCCGUGAAUUAACGGAUACUGGAAUGAUUGGUUUUGCUAAGAAUUGUUUGAAUUUGAAGAAAUUAUCUUGUGGAUCUUGUACUUUUGGAGCUAAAGGGAUGAACGCUGUUCUUAAUCAGUGCGCGGCGCUGGAAGAGUUAUCGGUGAAGCGGCUCCGGGGGAUUACGGACGGAGCUGCUGCGGAGCCGAUUGGACCUGGUUUGGCUGCUGGGUCGUUGAAGACGAUAUGCUUGAAGGAGUUGUAUAACGGACAGUGUUUUGGUCCUUUGAUCGUUGGUUCAAAGAAAUUGAAGACCUUGAAGCUUUUUAGGUGUUCAGGGGAUUGGGAUAAUCUGCUGGAGUCGAUAGCUGAACGAGUCAGUGGAUUGGUUGAAGUUCAUUUGGAGAGGUUGCAGGUUAGUGAUCGUGGUCUUGCUUCGAUCUCGAAUUCGCCGAAUUUAGAGAUUCUGCAUCUAGUUAAAACUCCUGAGUGUACAAAUAUGGCGCUGACGUCGAUUGCUGCUCGUUGCAAGCUUCUUAGGAAGCUACAUAUUGAUGGGUGGAGGACUAACAGGAUUGGAGAUGAGGGUUUGAUUGCUAUAGCUAAAUCUUGUUCAAAUCUUCAAGAACUUGUAUUGAUUGGUGUUAAUCCAACUUGUCUGAGUUUAGGACAACUUGGGUCGAAUUGUUUGAAUCUAGAAAGGUUAGCGCUUUGUGGAAGUGAGUCAAUUGGUGAUGCGGAGAUUUCGUGUAUUGCUGCGAAAUUUGUUGCUCUAAGGAAACUAUGUAUUAAAGCAUGCCCUGUUUCUGAUUCUGGCAUGGAAGCGCUUGCUGGUGGUUGCCCAAAGUUGGUCAAGGUGAAGAUUAAGAAGUGUAAGGGUGUAACUUGUGAUGGUGCAGAUUGGUUAAGAGCGAGCAGACAGGCGUUGGAUAUAAAUUUGGAUAUUGCAGCAGUUGAACAAGUUGAUGCAAGUACUAGCGAUGGUGGUGCUCAAGAAACUGCUGCAGAAUUCACACCAUUGUUCAGUCAGAACGCAGCUGCUGGUGGAGCUGAUGUUGCAUCUAGCAGCAAUGGGCGAUCUGCUUUGCCCAAGGCGAGGUUAGCCUUAUUUGCAGGGAGAAAUUUUGUUGCGUGCACAUUUGGAAGAUGGGCAAACAGUAACAAUGGCUCUCAUAGUAGUUAGACCAGUUUAUAAUGUUUGGAGAAAAAAAUGUAUUGUACUUGUUUUAAUUGUUUUGCCAAGUGUGUGCGUGCGUGCUAUGUUGUUGUAUCAUGUUGUUUAUUCCUUCCAAAUUGGACCGAACUGUUAGAAAUGACAAAUCGUUGGAGGUUUGAUGCUCCAAUUUUCUUUAUUGCA